GGCGCUGUGGCGGUGGAGGCUGCGGCUGCAAGGGCGCCCCUGGGCUGUAGGUCUGGUCCUGCUGCCCUGGUCGGGGGCGGCUCCACGCUGCCCUUCGCCAAGCUGCCGGCUUUUGCGGACUGCAGGCAGGCCGCACCGCCUUCCAGAAGCCAUGGAGGUCGCUAGACCCUACGUCCGGGGCUCGGCCUGAGAGAAGCGCAGUCUUCCAGCGCCGUUGCCCCUGCCUGUCAUGGCCACGCUGCUCUGCUGCCCGCUGGUCCAGGGAUACCGGGCACCCAGCCCCAACCCUGAGAGGAGAGGUCAGGCUUUCCAGCUCCGGUCCCCAGGGGCGCUCCCGCUCCCAGGUCCCGCUCAGAGCUGGAGCAGCUGAUUGCCAUGGCCGAAGCCCCUGCCCAGCUGCCCACUCGUCUGGCGCUGCCCGCUCUGAGCCUCGGGUUCUGGGUCCUCCCAGAAGCGCCCCUCUAAGCCCCUUCUCCAUCCACUGUCCGCCCUCACCAUGUGUGAGGUGAUGCCCACAAUCAACGAGGGGGACCCCCUGGGCCCCCCACACGGCGCCGAGGCUGACGCCAACUUCGAGCAGCUGAUGGUGAACAUGCUGGACGAGCGGGAGCGGCUGCUGGAGUCCCUGCGGGAGAGCCAGGAGACCCUGGCCGCCACGCAGGGCCGGCUGCAGGACGCACUGCACGAGCGGGACCAGCUGCAGCGCCACCUGAACUCCGCGCUGCCUCAGGAAUUUGCCACCCUGACCCGGGAGCUGAGCAUGUGUAGGGAGCAGCUUCUGGAGCGGGAGGAAGAGAUCUCAGAGCUGAAAGCAGAGCGGAAUAACACCCGGCUGCUUCUGGAGCACCUGGAGUGCCUGGUGUCCCGCCACGAGCGGUCCCUGCGGAUGACGGUGGUGAAGCGCCAGGCACAGUCACCCUCGGGCGUGUCCAGCGAGGUGGAGGUGCUCAAGGCCCUCAAGUCCCUGUUUGAGCACCAUAAGGCCCUGGAUGAGAAGGUGCGAGAGCGGCUCCGGGCAGCGCUGGAGCGGGUUACUACCCUGGAAGAGCAGCUGGCAGGAGCCCACCAGCAGGUGUCCGCCUUGCAGCAGGGGGCAGGGGUCCGGGAUGGAGCAGCAGAAGAGGAGGGGAUAGCGGACAUGGGGCCAAAACGCCUGUGGAAGGAUGGCGCGGGCCGGGCAGAAGAGCUGCAGGAGCUCCUGGAGAAGCAGAACUUUGAGUUGAGCCAGGCCAGGGAGCGACUGGUCACCCUGACAGCGGCUGUGGCUGAACUGGAGGAGGACCUGGGCACAGCUCGCCGGGACCUCAUAAAGUCGGAAGAGCUUAGUAGCAAGCACCAGCGGGACCUGCGGGAGGCUCUGGCCCAGAAAGAGGACAUGGAGGAGCGAAUCACCACAUUGGAGAAGCGCUACUUGGCUGCUCAGCGGGAGGCCACAUCCAUCCACGACCUCAACGACAAAUUGGAGAACGAGCUGGCUAACAAGGAGUCCUUGCACCGCCAGUGUGAGGAGAAGGCCCGGCACCUGCAAGAGCUGCUGGAGGUGGCCGAGCAGAAGCUUCAGCAGACGAUGCGCAAGGCAGAGACGCUGCCCGAGGUGGAGGCUGAGCUGGCACAAAGGAUCGCAGCCCUCACCAAGGCUGAAGAACGGCAUGGCAACAUUGAGGAGCACCUGCGGCAACUCGAAGGACAGCUGGAGGAGAAGAACCAGGAGUUGGCCCGGGUGCGCCAGCGGGAGAAGAUGAAUGAGGACCACAAUAAGCGACUGUCAGACACCGUGGACCGGCUGCUGAGUGAGUCCAACGAGCGCCUGCAGCUGCACCUCAAGGAGCGCAUGGCGGCCUUGGAAGAGAAGAACACGCUGAUCCAGGAGUUGGAGAGCUCCCAGCGGCAGAUCGAGGAGCAGCACCACCACAAGGGCCGCCUGUCUGAAGAGAUUGAGAAGCUGCGCCAAGAGGUGGACCAGCUGAAGGGUCGAGCGGGGCCGUUUGUGGAUGGCAUCCAUUCCAGGUCGCACAUGGGCAGUGCAGCGGACGUGCGGUUCUCCCUGACCACAGCCCCCCAUGCACCCCCGGGGCUGCAUCGCCGCUACAAAUCAUCAAUGAGGGAGGAGUCGGCCAAGGACUGGGAGCCGUCUUCACUGCCUGGGGUGCUGGCCCCCACGGCCACUCCUGCCUUUGACAGUGACCCUGAGAUCUCCGAUGUGGAUGAGGAGCCAGGGGGUCUGGUGGGCUCCAUGGACGUUGUCUCUCCCAGCGGCCACUCAGACGCCCAGACUUUGGCCAUGAUGCUGCAAGAGCAGCUGGACGCCAUCAACGCGGAAAUCAGGAUGAUCCAGGAGGAGAAGGAGUCCACAGAACUCCGAGCCGAGGAGAUUGAGACACGUGUGACCAGCGGCAGCAUGGAGGCCCUGAACCUGACGCAGCUGCGCAAGCGUGGUUCCAUCCCCACCUCUCUGACUGCCCUGUCCCUGGCCAGCGCAUCCCCGCCACUCAGUGGCCGCUCCACACCCAAGCUCACUUCCCGCAGCACCGCCCAGGACCUGGACCGCAUGGGGGUCAUGACCCUGCCAAGUGACUUAAGAAAGCAUAGGAGGAAGCUGCUGUCGCCAGUGUCUCGGGAAGAGAACCGAGAGGAUAAAGCCACCAUAAAAUGUGAGACUUCUCCUCCUUCCUCACCCAGGACGCUGCGGCUGGAGAAGCUGGGCCACCCCGCCCUGAGCCAAGAAGAAGGCAAGAGCGCCUUGGAGGACCAGGGCAGCAACCCCAGCAGCAGCAACAGCAGCCAGGACUCCUUGCACAAGGGUGCCAAGCGCAAGGGCAUCAAGUCGUCCAUUGGCCGCCUGUUUGGGAAGAAGGAGAAGGGCAGGCUGAUUCAGCUGAGCCGGGAUGGAGCCACAGGCCAUGUGCUGCUCACAGACUCCGAGCUCAGCAUGCAGGAGCCCCUGGUGCCUGCCAAGCUGGGCACCCAGGCAGAGAAGGACCGACGGCUGAAGAAAAAGCACCAGCUGCUUGAAGAUGCCCGCAGGAAAGGAAUGCCCUUUGCCCAGUGGGACGGCCCCACCGUGGUCUCCUGGCUGGAGCUCUGGGUGGGAAUGCCUGCCUGGUAUGUGGCAGCCUGCCGGGCCAACGUCAAGAGUGGUGCCAUCAUGUCGGCCUUGUCGGACACGGAGAUCCAGCGGGAGAUUGGGAUCAGCAAUGCCCUGCACCGGCUCAAGCUCCGGCUGGCCAUCCAGGAGAUGGUAUCCCUGACCAGCCCCUCUGCGCCGCCCACCUCCAGGACGUCUUCUGGGAAUGUCUGGGUCACCCAUGAGGAGAUGGAAACUCUGGCAACAUCCCCUAAAACAACCCUGGCUUACGGAGACAUGAACCAUGAGUGGAUUGGGAAUGAGUGGUUGCCAAGUCUGGGGCUCCCCCAGUACCGCAGCUACUUCAUGGAGUGCCUGGUGGAUGCCCGCAUGCUGGACCACCUCACCAAGAAGGACCUGCGGGUCCACCUGAAGAUGGUGGACAGCUUCCACCGAACCAGUCUUCAGUACGGCAUCAUGUGUCUCAAGAGGCUCAACUAUGACCGCAAGGAGUUGGAGAGGAGGCGGGAGGAAAGCCAGCACGAGAUCAAGGACGUGCUGGUCUGGACCAAUGACCAGGUGCUUCACUGGGUCCAGUCCAUUGGCCUGCGGGACUACGCUGGGAACCUGCACGAGAGUGGCGUACACGGCGCGCUGCUGGCCCUGGAUGAGAACUUUGACCACAAUACGCUGGCCCUGGUCCUCCAGAUCCCCACACAGAACACUCAGGCUCGCCAGGUGAUGGAGAGGGAAUUCAACAACCUGCUGGCCUUGGGAACAGACCGGAAGCUGGAUGAAGGGGACGACAAAGUGUUCCGCCGCGCACCCUCCUGGAGGAAACGCUUCCGGCCGCGGGACCACCACGGCGGCAUACUCAGCGCCGAGACCCUCCCAGCGGGUUUCCGCGUGUCCACGCUGGGGCCCUUGCAGCCCCCACCGACGCCACCAAAGAAGAUCAUGCCGGAAGCCGGGACCGCGGGGGCGCAGAGACUGGAGACCUCCACCGUACGGACCUACUCCUGCUGACCCCCCAGCCUCCUGCCCCGGGUCUGACGGGGGUGUUCCCGUGGCUCGGGCUCACUCCCACUAUCUUUAUGGACACAUGCUCUCCGCCUUCCGGGACUAGCGGCCUGCUUCUUCUGCGUGUCAUGGACCGGGUGGGCCGUCCUCAUCCUUCCUGCUCGUGCCCUGACCUCCACGGCUCCCAGUUUGGUCCAUGGUGUUCUGGGAUCUCAGAAUAUACUUUCCACACCCUUGGCAUCCGUCACCCUUUUUUUUCCCCUCAUGACCUUUGUGAGUGUCUGGGGGAUGAGGU
Molecule: messenger RNA, 4379 nt
Organism: Ochotona princeps (American pika)
Lineage: Eukaryota; Metazoa; Chordata; Mammalia; Lagomorpha; Ochotonidae
Gene: PPFIA4
Product: PTPRF interacting protein alpha 4
Exons: 30
Coding region: 497-4090 (1197 amino acids)
Biological process (GO): synapse organization
Cellular component (GO): presynaptic active zone
Molecular function (GO): protein binding
Source: RefSeq, a predicted model, not a curated record